This is a messenger RNA of Phalaenopsis equestris, 1215 nucleotides long. Its product is annotated as probable indole-3-pyruvate monooxygenase YUCCA10. The transcript is spliced from 5 exons. The coding region runs from base 1 to 1164 and encodes 387 amino acids. Gene Ontology annotation, molecular function: flavin adenine dinucleotide binding; NADP binding; N,N-dimethylaniline monooxygenase activity. Lineage: Eukaryota; Viridiplantae; Streptophyta; Magnoliopsida; Asparagales; Orchidaceae. The record is from RefSeq and is a predicted model, not a curated record.
AUGAUCACGCCGGAAUUGGGCAUGAUCAUGCCCCAGUUUGGUUUUGAAAACCAACAAUGUCUGACCUCCAAGCUCAUCCCCUUUCUUCUCCUCGACCGACAAGACUGUACUGCUCCGCUAUGGCGAUACCAUGCCUAUCACAGCCUCCACCUCCACCUCCCUAAACAAUACUGCGAGCUCCCCCUUCUACCACAUCCCCCUUCUUCCCCCACCUUCCUUCCAUGCACCGAAUUCAUCCGCUACCUCGACAACUACGUGGUGGCCUUUAGGCUCGAACACCACAUCCGAUUCCGCCGUCGAGUUGACUCUGCCGAGUUCGAAUCAGCACUGGCACGGUGGCGAGUUCUCGCGGCCAACCUUGAGACCGGUGAGGUGGAGGAAUAUGAGGCUCGAUUCGUGGUGGUUGCAAAGGGGGAGAAUGAUGAGCCGGUGCUGCCGACCGGGAUUGUCGGUCUGGACCGGUUUGAGGGGUUGGCGGUUCAUUCGCAUCAAUUCCGGACCGGGAAGGCUUACCAAGGGCUCGAUGUACUUGUAGUUGGGUGCGGGAAUUCGGGCAUGGAGAUUGCAUGCGACCUUGCGGAAUGUGGGGCCCGAGCCACGAUUGUGGUGCGGAGCAAGGUACAUCUGGUAACGAGGGAGAUAUGGCGGAUUGCACUUGUCGCCAUGAAAAUUUUGCCAUUUAGUUGGGUCGAUUUGAUUGUUCUUACUCUAUGCUACAUGUGGAUGGGGAACACGGCCAAGUAUGGUUUGCACCGGCCAAGUAAGGGACCCCUUUAUUUGAAAAUGAACACUCUAUUCUACCCCGUUGUGGAUGCUGGCACUUUCUCAAAGAUUAAAUCCGGCGAGAUUGAGGUAUUUCCUGAAAUAACAGCUAUCGAAGGCAAGAAUGUUGACUUCGUGAACGGGAAGCAGCGCCGCUUUGAUGCUAUUAUUCUCGCAACGGGUUAUAGAAGCGCGGUUAAGAAGUGGCUUAAGGGUGAUAAUUUCCUUAUUGGUGAUGAUGGAAUGGCGAAGCAAAGGUUCCCCAAACAUUGGAAAGGGAACAAUGGACUCUAUUGUGCAGGCCUCGUUAGGAGAGGGAUUUACGGUUUAGCUGAGGAUGCAAUAAGCAUUGCAAAUGAUAUAAGCAACAUAUUACAAAAUGAGGAGCAGAAAGAAGUUUAGUUAUUAAAUAAACAUGUUGUCAUGUCAUAAAGAAUAACUAAUUCUUAUCAU